Daphnia magna is the source of this 1346-nucleotide messenger RNA. RefSeq lists its product as uncharacterized. NCBI's taxonomy places the organism in Eukaryota, Metazoa, Arthropoda, Branchiopoda, Diplostraca, Daphniidae. Bases 468 to 1346 code for a protein of 292 amino acids. The record is from RefSeq and is a predicted model, not a curated record. The transcript has 5 exons.
GUAUUUCGCUGCUACAAACGGCGCACCAAUGCACCAUACAUUUUUACGUAAUUUGUCAUGGCAGAAGUAAGUUCAUUGAGUGAGUCGGAAAAUUAUGUGGAAAGUGAUUUCGAAACCUCAUCAACAGAAGAGAAAAAGAAGAAAAAUGUUUAUCCCAAGAGGAAAAGAAAGUAUCAUCAUUUAUCCGAGCAUUUUUCCAAGUCGAAGAACAAUGUAAAAGUAAAGUCUAGUUCCACUGCUGGAAAAACUUUUACUUAUCUUGGAAAAACUAGGAAGAAAAAAAAAAUUCAACUCUUAGUGGUGAUUCCCUUCAACAUUCUUCGCAAUCCGUACAACUGCCACAAACUGUUUCAUCAUUCACUACCCAUCAUUCAGCACAUGACAUAGCGACUGAUGAAUUCCCAUCAGCUAUCAGCCUUGAAGAUCUUGAUAAGCUAAGAAGAGAAGUGAAAAACGACUUAGAAAGCAUGCAGGUAAGACAACAUCGAACAUGGCAAGAACGACAAACAUUUGGUGCAUGGGGACAGCAUGCUAGAAGAAGAAUUUUUACAGAAUAUGUAUCAAGACAGCCACUAUUUCAUUCAAAAUGUGACCAGUGUCAUGGUGAUUUGAACUUCUACGCUGUGAGAUGUAUGACCUGCAAAAGACACCUUUGCCAUCAAUGUGAUGCAAACACACACUCCAGCAUGCCAUUUCAUCGAAGACUAUUGUGUUCUUGCGAAACCCUGGAAACAUUACAGCCCCAUCAUUUUAUCGAUGAAGAAGGAAACAUUAUAACAAAAGAUGUUUGUUUACCAUGCUUUGUGCCUCUUAAAUGCUGUGAUGUAAACUGCCUUGGAUCGAUGUCGCUUACACCCAAUCUCACAGAAUCAAUCGUGGUUGUCACUGAGCAAGGUCGGUUUCUGUUAAAGGGAACUAAUUUUGUUUGUGAUAGUUGCCAUACUGUUAGGAAAGCCACUAUCGACGACUAUAUAUUUUCUGGUUUUUUCCCUGCAAGUUUAUCAGAGAAAGUUACAUAUCUUUUUUCAGAAGAGGCACUUCUAUUAGGGUAUCACAUUUCCCACAAGUGUCCAGGUUCUUCAAAGAACAUGUACGCUCGCACUCUUGAAGACGUAUCUAAAGAAUAUGGACGGAAUGGACCGAUUAACGUACCGUUAUUUACUACUGCGGAAAGAGAGUGGGAAACCUGUCGCCACUAUAUUGACCAAGAAGUGCUGAAAAGAGACAAAACUCAUUGCCCAAGUUGUGGGAAAGAACCUUUAGUCAGAUCUUCUGACGCUAUCGUAAAAUUAAGGCGCUUAAGCUCGGCUGGAAAAGUGCACAAUCCAGAAAACGAAAGAACGUAA